Molecule: messenger RNA, 3309 nt
Organism: Hylaeus volcanicus
Lineage: Eukaryota; Metazoa; Arthropoda; Insecta; Hymenoptera; Colletidae
Product: muscle LIM protein Mlp84B-like
Exons: 9
Coding region: 171-1652 (493 amino acids)
Biological process (GO): sarcomere organization; muscle tissue development
Cellular component (GO): nucleus; cytoplasm; Z disc
Molecular function (GO): structural constituent of muscle; actinin binding
Source: RefSeq, a predicted model, not a curated record
GCAAACCCCUGGCUAUGACUAGGACGGUCACGACGCGAGAACAGCCAUUCGAAUCCAGUAUUAGUGCGGUGUAGAGUGCUUCUUCGGUGUUUUUUAAUCCGACGCCAGCCUCCUACCCGAGUUUUUCCAAUUCUUUUCGUGGCUUCGACCCAUAUCGGUGUGCAAACAAAAUGCCUUUCAAACCAGUAGAACACCCCAAGUGUCCCAAAUGCGGCAAAUCCGUGUACGCCGCGGAAGAACGUGUCGCCGGAGGGCUCAAAUGGCACAAGAUGUGCUUCAAGUGUGGUCUUUGCGGCAAACUGCUCGACUCGACAAACUGCAGCGAGCACGAGGGCGAGCUUUUUUGCAAAGUGUGCCACGGUCGCAAGUUCGGCCCUAAAGGAUACGGCUUCGGCGGCGGCGCUGGUUGCCUGUCCAUGGAUCAGGGCGAGCACUUGAAGAGUAGCGAGGAGCUCGCGCGAGGAUCGAACGCCGUGAUGGAGCCACGCGCCAUUGCAAAGGCGCCCGAAGGAGAGGGAUGCCCCCGGUGCGGAGGAUACGUCUACGCCGCUGAGCAGAUGUUGGCGCGCGGAAGGCAAUGGCACAAGGAAUGUUUUAAAUGUGCCAACUGCACCAAGAGAUUAGAUUCCAUCAACUGCUGCGAAGGUCCUGACAAGGACAUUUACUGCAAAGUAUGCUACGGAAAGAGAUUCGGACCGAAGGGUUAUGGCUACGGCCAGGGCGGUGGCGCCCUACAAAGCGACUGCUACGCCAAUGGCGAUGCUGCUCCUCGCACCACCGUGGUCGACACCGCCGCGAUCAAGGCGCCACCUGGCAAGGGUUGCCCCCGUUGCGGUGGCGUUGUCUUCGCGGCCGAACAGGUCCUCGCCAAGGGCCGCGAAUGGCACAGGAAGUGCUACAAGUGUCACGACUGCACCAAAACUUUGGACUCCAUCAUCGCGUGCGACGGACCCGACAAAGAUGUUUAUUGCAAAACUUGCUAUGGGAAGAAAUGGGGACCGCACGGAUACGGAUUCGCCUGUGGAUCAGGAUUCCUUCAGACCGAUGGCCUAACGGAAGAAGAAAUUUCGGCCAGUCGGCCAUUUUACAAUCCCGACACGACCUCUAUCAAGGCCCCAGCUGGCCAGGGUUGCCCCCGGUGCGGCGGCAUGGUGUUCGCCGCUGAACAACAGCUCGCCAAAGGCACCAUGUGGCACAAGAAGUGCUUCAACUGCGCCGAGUGCCAUCGACCGUUGGAUUCCAUGCUAGCCUGCGACGGACCCGACAAGGAGAUCCACUGCCGAUCAUGCUACAGUAAGCUCUUCGGACCCAAAGGAUUCGGAUUCGGACACACCCCGACUCUCGUCUCGACGAAUGGGGAUCAGGCUCCCUCAUACAUCGACUCCAAGCCCCAGCUCGGCCAGAAGCGAAACGACGGUCACGGGUGCGCGCGUUGCGGCUACCCGGUGUACGCCGCGGAGCAGAUGAUCUCGAAGAACCGUUUGUGGCACAAGCGUUGCUUCAGCUGCGGCGAGUGCCACCGUUCGUUGGACUCGACGAACCUGAACGACGCUCCCGACGGCGACAUCUACUGUCGCGGUUGCUACAAUCGAAAUUUCGGUCCGAAGGGUGUCGGUUUCGGCAUGGGCGCUGGCACCCUGACGAUGGCCUAACCUCUUUCGAACAGGCCAACGAGAUGCUCGAACCAGUCUUAUAUAUAUAUAUAAAUAUAAAUAUAAAUAUAAAUAUAAUUAUAUUUGAGAUGUAUACGCGCGUAUGAACGAACGCGAAGCCUGCGAACCGGUUGGUCCGCGACGGGCCGCCAUGUUUCUCGCGUCGUUUCGCUCAUUCGCGGGUAUAACGUAUAUGUAUAGGCGCCUGACUCCUCGACUAACUACGACCAGUGACGAAGAAUACGCUGCUCCAAAAGAUAUAGCUAAAUUCAAUUCAAUUUUCGCAAACGACUGCGCACACCGAUUCGAUCGCAACGAAGACUGCGCGCACGUUUUAUUCGUGUCGUCGGGGGGUAACCCAUGGCGGAUCCGCGGUGGCUCCGCCUAGACGACGUGGCGCGCGAACGAACCAAAACACACCGAUCACGAUUAUCGAACGUAUACAUGAACGAACGUAAAGCUUUUAUUACUUUUGUAUGGGGAGGUCACAGCCCGGGGCCAACGAAUGCCCCGGGCACGCGAUGGACACGCGAUUCCUCUUCCGGGGGAUCCGGACUCUGGCUACUCCGUAGAGAGGACUGUAGAGAACCUGGAUGAGUCGACCUGGUCGAGAAGGUUGGGACGAACUCGGGUAUUGCUCCUCUUGUUUACGGUACCUGGAGACCUUAAAAUUCAAUUUCCGAUUAGAAACACGUUCGAAGCGAACCAGGUGACUUCGGUCAUAUCGUUUGUAGUACCUGAGGUACCUGUAGUACCAUCAACACAGAAUUCAGGUUUCGAGGCCUAGUUCAAACGAACCUGGACUCGUUCGUGACUUCGGAUCAUUUGUUAAGAAUACCUAACCGUCAGAUACCUAACCGAUCCAACCUAACCGUGCCCUUGCGCCCAAAUCGCCGUACUCAAAGCGCUCCAAGUCUCUCCGAAGGAGACCUAGGAGCCUAGGAGAGGUCAUCCCGACUAUUCGAGCCACCCGAGUCUACCGAACCUAUAGAACUCGACCCGGUCGACCCAUCCGACGUCUGCGGAAGCCACCCAGGCGAAUCGGAGUCGGUCCUCCUGGCGAGGAAGCCGCGAACGAGGCGACGCAGACGAGCAUGCGAGCAACAUAGUACAAAGGAAAAUCCGUAUACCUGGGCUACAAUCAGGAGCAACGAUGUGUAGUAACGACGACUCGGACGAAAAUGAAAAAAAAAUGAACGAACAAUGACCAGAUACAAGAACGAUUAUUUUCAAUAAAUGUAUAUUUCGAAAAAAAAAAAGGAAAAAAAAAUAUAAGUGGAAACGAAAAGAAGAAUUGUGGGGGGAGGGGAGACUCGGGGAGGGGGGAACUGUUUUUUUUUUUUUCAAGGGACAGCGGCCAACCAAACGCGUCUCGACGUUCCACUCGUCGGUUCGCGAGACGGCGUCGAAGGAAAAUUCAUCGUCGGAACAGAGCCACGCCCGAAGCAUUUACUAUAAAAAUAGUUUAUCGUACAACGUGGGGGGGGGGGGGGGGGGACGCGACGGAAAUACGUUCGGUUGGGUCUCGAAAUGCGCACGUCGAACGGUACGAUUUUUAUUCUUAAUCUUUAAGUAGCCGCUAGGCGAGGACGCACGUGAUAGCGAUUAAUCAUAGCGACCACUGUGUAAAAUAAAUAUUUUCUUCGAUUUCUAAGAA